GGCCCCAGAGAGAAUCAGCCAAGUACAACGAUGUUGAAGGUGCCGGUUCUGCUCUGCAUCUUGGGAAGCGCAUCGCUCUGGGUCCUGGCGGAAGGAGCCAGCACAGCCCGACCGGAAGAUGACAUAAUAACCCCAGGUAUGGAAGAUGGCAUAGUGACCCCUGGUGUGGAAGAUAACAUAGUGACCUUGGGUCCCAGUGAAAAGCCCCAUGAGUCCACUGACUUGGCAACUCUGGUGCCAGCAAGUACAGAGAGUACAACACACAGGCACAUCGAGGACCUGCCGACCCACGAAAGCACAGGCUACGACCGAGAAAAAAGCCAGAGCACCACAGCCCCAGAUGUGGUGACUGGUCACUCCGUGGAGAAAACGGAUGGAGAAACACACACAACAGUUGAGAAAGAUGGUUUGGCAACAGCGACCUUGAUUGGAACCAUAAUUGGGGUCUUAGUAUCCAUUUGUCUCAUUGGUGGGAUCAUCUUUGUGGUUGUGCGAAAAAUGUCAGGAAGGUACUCGUAAGUAAAUAACUUACACUGAUGUGUUAAGUAGCUUAAACCUUUAAACUAGUAGAAACCUCCAUAGGAAGGUCAUGUUAACAAGUCCCCUACCUCUGAAGUUUUCCCAGUAGAACAGAGGUCUCCUUGGGCAUGUAAGUUUCUAAGGAAGAAACUC
Molecule: messenger RNA, 672 nt
Organism: Trichechus manatus latirostris (Florida manatee)
Lineage: Eukaryota; Metazoa; Chordata; Mammalia; Sirenia; Trichechidae
Gene: PDPN
Product: podoplanin
Exons: 5
Coding region: 31-519 (162 amino acids)
Biological process (GO): regulation of substrate adhesion-dependent cell spreading; response to hyperoxia; Rho protein signal transduction
Cellular component (GO): apical plasma membrane; basolateral plasma membrane; filopodium
Molecular function (GO): chemokine binding; protein-folding chaperone binding; signaling receptor binding
Source: RefSeq, a predicted model, not a curated record